AUGGAUACCAAAAACGCAUUCCUCAUCCUUGGUCUAUUGGUCAUGGUUCUUCUUAUUUCCUCACAAGUCUCAGCUAGCAGGGACUUAACCGAGACUUCCACUAAUACAAAAGAUGAAGUUGUUGAAAAACCAGAUGAAUUAAAUGAUGCCAAAUAUUACGGUGGAGGCGGCGGUUACAAUGGUGGUGGAGGAGGCUACAACCAUGGAGGUGGUGGCUACAACGGUGGUGGAGGAGGCUACAACCACGGUGGUGGUUACAAUGGUGGUGGAGGAGGAUACAACCAUGGAGGUGGUGGUUACAACGGUGGUGGAGGAUACAACCACGGUGGUGGUUACAAUGGUGGGGGAGGAGGAUACAACCAUGGCGGUGGAGGAGGUUACAAUGGUGGUAGUUCCAACAAUGGUAACUGA
Molecule: messenger RNA, 411 nt
Organism: Vicia faba (fava bean)
Lineage: Eukaryota; Viridiplantae; Streptophyta; Magnoliopsida; Fabales; Fabaceae
Source: the annotation of a GenBank genome assembly